AUGUCAAACUAUUUUUUUUUUCUCUGACAAAAACAACACAAAUUAAAAUAAAAAAAACUCACCCUUGCCACUUGCUAUCCAACUUGGUGUAUCUCACAUUUAUCACGAUUUUUUCGUUCUCCCGUCCAAAAUUCCCAACUUGUAUAUCUCGUCUAUGCUUCUGCUACUGCUAGCUGGUGUUUUGUGUUGAGAAUUGAGAAAUCAAAAUCAAUUGGUGACCAUCCAUCGUGUAGUGCCGUAGCCGUCGUCAUCCGACCGGUUCGAAUUUAUAUUUUGCCUUAGCACAAAAUAGCUUUAGCUUUAAACUGCGCAAGUGUUUUUAACCAAACUACCAAAAAUCCAAAAAGGUAUUAACUUUCGAGUAGAAUUUACAGUAUCGCUGGUGAAAACUCGAAAAUUCACAGCAGCAUAAAAAAACAGAAACCGAAAAAACAGGUCAACAACGUCAUUCGUGUGCUCUAGAUGGUCGCUUUUGCUUUUCUAUAUUCCGAUUCCGAGGAAAAAAGUUAAUUGAAAAUUGCCGCCCCAAAGUUUAAUCAAUUUAUAAACCAUUCACUGAUUGAUGAGAAGUGUUGUCUCUAUCAUAAAUUUAUUAUAAAUAUUUUUGUAUUGAAAUUGAAAUAAAAAGUUAUCAUAGAAAAUAAAGUUCUUCUUUCUUUUUUCAUUAAAAACUUGAACUACCCCUGGAAAAUUGUGUGUUCUUGUUUUAUUAUUCCACACCACCUCCUUUUCCAACCUUCCUCCACCCACCCCCUUUUUGCGUGUGUGUGCAAAAAAAAGAAAAAAUCGAAAAUUUUUCUCGCUCGAUAUUUUUUUCAUGUCAACGACAAAACGACGUCGUCUCUUUUGUCGGGAGAAUAAACAAGUGCAAUAAAUUAAAAAUUUCUUUUUUAAAAAAGAAGAAUUUUUAAAACACAAGUUUGUUGUGUCAUCUAUAAAUAAAAAUAUUGAACAACAAUUUAAAAAAGAAACCCCGUGUUCCAACAAGAGAGCAAAUAUAAAUUAGCAAAAAAAAAAAAAAGAAAUACGAAAAAAAAAACGAAAAACCGGAAAAUCAUGUUUGGCCACCGCAACUAGAAAGAAGCAAGGUGAUUGAUUUAUUUUUAUUCGCAGAGAAAAAAAGUUUCGUUACGUUUUUUUUUCUCUUCUGUGUGUAACUAUCGACACUUAAGAAGUCCAAAUUCAAAAUCUCUUUAUUUUCCCUCGAGAAUAAGAACCUUUAACUUUUUUUUUGGUUUUUCAUUUGAAUUUAUUAUGAGCCAAACUGAUCAUCAUCGUCAACAAGAGGAACAAAAUUCUCAACCGCAACAACAACAACAACAACAAACAUUACGUCAAGUAGCAUCUACUAGCAGUAUGCUAUCGAGUAGUACUCCCAUUCGUAUUGGUGGAGCAUCUGGGGAGCCACCUUCUCCUGGGGGUGGUGGUGGUGGUAGUACUAGUGCUAGUGGCCCUGGUUCCAAUAGUAGUAAUGUUAUGGCAAGUAGUGUUCCUGUGGCAACAGGAAGUAGCUUGCAAAAUCAGCAGCAUCAAAGUUUACAUCAGAGUGUUUCGAGUUCUUAUGUGGGAUCGGCAACACAAGCUGGAGCAAGUAGUCAAUCAAUUGGUGUUGGUGGAACACCACCCAAUAGUGCUGGAGGAAGAUCAUCAGCAGCCGACGAGAAAAUACUUCGACGAACAUCAAUGCAAGUUCUUUUACCAAAACGUCCUUCAACUGACAGUUUAAGCAACAGUCCAGGUCCUUCAUCACCAGGCAUCGCCAAUUGGGGAGACAGUAGCUCAAAGUUUGAUGGCAAUUCGACAGAUAAACAACAACCAACAGAUACAUCGAAGCUCAAUCGCAAAGAGUCGUACAAAGCACAGAGGAAGAAUUAUCGUCGUGAGAAGAAGCGCGUUGCGUCUGAAUUAUUAAAUUCAUUGCAAGAUCCAGCUGUCAUCGUUCUCGCUGAUUGGUUGAAGGUCCGCGGAACCCUUAAAUCAUGGACAAAACUAUGGUGUGUUUUAAAACCUGGUCUGCUUCUUCUCUACAAAAGUCCAAAAGUAAAGAGCAGCCAUUGGGUUGGAACAAUUUUGCUUAAUUCGUGCCAAGUAAUCGAACGACCGAGCAAAAAGGAUGGUUUCUGUUUCAAAUUGUUCCAUCCACUUGAACAGUCAAUAUGGGCACCACGUGGACCAGACAAGGAGACAAUAGGUGCAGUCGUCCAACCUUUACCAACUGCUUACCUAAUCUUUCGAGCUCCUAGCCAGGCUGCUGGUAAAUGUUGGAUGGAUGCCCUGGAGCUCUCCUUGCGCUGUUCGGCACUGCUAUUACGGUCGAACAGUAACUCAGGUGGUGGAACAAGUACGGCUACCGAUGGCAAUGCCUCGGCACAAAGUUCCCAUGAGACACAAUGGUCCGAAGCAGAUUAUGAGAAGCAUUUUGAUGAUCAGGAUCUUGACGCUGACAGCCAAAACGAAGGAGCUGCGGCUGUUAUGUCCGGACCAGAUUCUGAAUCUGAUUCUGACUUGGGUGAAGGUCCUGACCAAAUAAAUGAUGAUCCUCCAGAAACACCAUAUGUUCCAUGUCCAGAAGAAGAAUUUGGCGAUGCUGGAGAACAAGUGGAGGAACUAGCUGAGGAACAUAAAAGUCUUAUUUGGUUCCUAAUGAAGCAGGUCCGCCCCGGAAUGGAUCUGAGCAAAGUUGUCUUGCCAACAUUUAUCCUAGAGCCAAGGUCUUUCCUAGACAAACUUGCCGAUUCAUACUAUCAUGCUGAUAUUCUUUCAGAAGCUGUUCUCGAAGAUGAUCCAUUUACACGAAUGAAAAAAGUCGUCCAGUGGUAUUUGUCGGGUUUCUAUAAAAAACCAAAAGGUCUUAAGAAACCCUACAAUCCGAUUAUAGGUGAAACUUUUCGUUGUUAUUGGCAACAUCCGAAUGGUAGCCGGACUUAUUACAUUGCCGAACAGGUUUCGCAUCAUCCACCAGUGUCGGCGUUAUAUGUUACCAAUCGUCAAGAUGGUUUUUGCAUUACCUGUAGCAUUUUGGCUAAAUCCAAGUUCUAUGGCAAUAGUACUUCGGCAAUGCUUGAGGGAGUUGCCACUUUGACACUCUUGCCACGUGGUGAAAGUUAUACGCUUACAACACCGUAUGCCCACUGCAAGGGUAUCCUUAUGGGAACUCUGUCAAUGGAACUAGGUGGAAAGAUUUGUAUUGAUUGUGAGAAUACUGGCUACAAGACCGAAAUCGAAUUCAAAUUGAAACCAUUUUUGGGUGGAUCAGAGUAUACGAAUUUGGUCACUGGAAAGGUUAAAUUAGGUAAAGAGACUUUGGCAAAUAUAAACGGACAUUGGGAUACGGAAAUUCGCAUUAAGGAUUCUAAAUCAUCGGAUGAAACAAUUUUGUUUAGUGCCACACCAGAGACAAAGCAAAAACGGCUAAUGCGAUAUUGCGUACCCAUUGAUCAACAGGAACCAAUGGAAUCUGAACGGUUAUGGCAAUUAGUGUCGGCUGCCAUUCGGCGUGACGAUCAAGUAGCUGCUACCGAGGAGAAAACUGUACUCGAAGAGAUGCAACGAAAUGCAGCCAAAGAGAGGAAAGCUUUGUGCACGGAUUGGAUACCAACGCAUUUUCAACAGGAUUUAAUAACUGGACAGUGGAUCUACAAAUAUGCCGACCUACGCCCCUGGGAUCCCCGGAACGAUGUCAAACAAUAUGAAUCAGAGUAUCAAGUUUUAACAAAAACUACUCACAAAGCACCAAUGGUUCGUACCGGCAGCAUUGUAAGCUCUGAUCCAUUGCAUGUUAUACGUGCUGAAUCUAGACAAUCCCUAUGUGCAUUAAAACCAUCCAAGCGAAAUGCAAUACUUGCAAGUAAAUCAAUCACCCAAUUAUCACACGAUCGAAUGAAUAUCCACUCAGAUUCUAGUCAAUCGAAUGAGGAAUGUGUUAAGAAAGUCAUGACUGGAAAAUCUAUUAAAAAUAUUAUGACAUCAGUUGAACAAGUUAAUAAAACUUUAGAAGAACACUCGAGACAGUUGAAAAAAAUACAAGCCACCUUGGAGCGUGUACAAUAUGCGCCCGUACAACGUCCUUCAUCACUUAUGUCAAGCUCAAUAUCACAAUCAACGGUAAUUAAGUGCCUGGUGUAUUCUUUUGUGGGAAUUGCAGUUAGCGUUUUCCUCAAGUGGUUAUUUAAGUAGACAAUAGAUUUUUAUUAAUUAAAUUAAAAAAAAAAAAAAAUGUAUAUGUUUAUUUUUUCGUGUGUAGUUUAUUUCUUAAAUUAAUUAAUUGGCUUCUUCCAAAAAAUUGUGCAUCAUUUUUUUAAAUAUUUAAUAUUUUUUUAUACAUAUGUAUGUACACGUCAUGUAAAUUAUUGUAGGCUAGUCCAACAUAGUUUUCCCUUAAUUUUUUUCUUAUUUUUCAAAUAAUUUUCAAAACAAAAAAUUCUAAUAUGUAUUUAAAUCAUCAAAAUGAAAUAUCCCAAAAUAUUUCAAACUACGAGUUAGUAUUAAUUCAGUGCAGCUUAUGGAAGUUAUUACUUCUUACUAAAAGCUUUAUAGUCUUUAGAGUUACUUGACUUGCCCAUGCACUUUUGCUAUUAAAAAAAAAAACAACAAAUUCUCCUCAUGUCCUUAGAAUUAAAAAUGGUUUAAAAAAAAUUUAAGGACUGGAGACAAAUAGAGUCCUAGACUAUAAUUUCGUUUCUAAAUGAACAAAAGUUCUACUCAUUUUCUCUUCCAUUUGCACUCAGAACAUUUUCAAACAUUUUUUUUUGACUGCUGGCUAUAAUGAAUUUUACUCCUAUCGAUUCAUAUUAGCAUUCGAAAUUCCAUUUGAAUCAAAAAAGAGUGAAACAAUGUAAAAAGCCAAUGAAAAACAAUAUAAGAAACAUUUAAAUCUGCUUUCAGAUAGUUAAAAAAUAUUGAUCUCUAAAAGUUCAUCAUUGUUUGAUUGUAUUUUUGGUUUGUGUUGUCGCCAUUGUCAAGGAAAAGCUUCUCUGGCAGAAGUUUUCAAAUAUUUAAAGCCGAUCCUAAGAUAGGACUCGGCUUUAAAAGUAGAAUUUCAGAUUUGAUUCGAAAAUCGUUUUUGAAAUAAAAAACUUGCAAUCAAUCUUA
Molecule: messenger RNA, 5091 nt
Organism: Episyrphus balteatus (marmalade hoverfly)
Lineage: Eukaryota; Metazoa; Arthropoda; Insecta; Diptera; Syrphidae
Gene: Orp8
Product: oxysterol-binding protein-related protein 8
Exons: 11
Coding region: 1255-4176 (973 amino acids)
Cellular component (GO): cytosol; membrane; intracellular membrane-bounded organelle
Molecular function (GO): cholesterol binding
Source: RefSeq, a predicted model, not a curated record